UUUGGAAAGUCGCGGCUGAUGCGAUUUCAAGAGGGGAGAGUUAUCUCAGUGUGUUGGGUGAUGAAGGAGUAGCAACUAACGGCUUCUCUUGUCCUUGUGAGCUUUAUACUGUCCUGGUAGUCACUAGGGUUUUCGCAGCUAGAAACCAUCGUAUAGUACAUCGAUACAUUGAACCUUGUUUCUCUCUCGUUUCCUUGACACUGGAGAUGCAAUUCAGCGGGGAUCAGAUACAGAUUACUACACAAUAUAACAGUGACAGGUUGCUUUUCAAGUCAGUGAAAUCCAGACCCGGUUGCCGGGAUAUCUUCUAUCUUUUUUUGUCGAGGUUGAUUUGUUAAGAAGUUAGGCUUGGCACCGGACAUCUAGUUGUAAUGCUCCCUGUUGUUGCCGGCACCUCUAUCCGACUACUAUCAGCUUUACAGUCAGCCGAUUAGUGUAGUGUCACCCGAGGCUUCAGAUAUAGAGACUCUCGUCAAAACAUGAUACGGCCAUCCGUAGAUUUCGGUCACCAAAUCUGUGUCAAAAACUGACGAGGUAUUAUCCAUCUACUAAUUGGACCAGAACGGUGCUCAGUCUCGGUAGAGUAAGGUCACACAGAACGUGGACAUCAAGAAUCGAAAAACAGGAAGCAGUGUGGCGGGGAGAGGCUCUUUAAGUGGACGUGUGUUCCUUCAAACUGGAGUGCUAUUCUUUUUACGCUCAAUCGGCUCGUACGAUGCUGAUCUGUGUUGUGUCUUUUUAGUGUGAAAUAUAACAGCAAGCAUCAUGGGGAACAAAACGAGCGAUUUUAUGGAGUAUGAAGACUUUUACACCAUUAACAAUACCUUCCCUCAUGUAAUGGACCAACAAAGUCGAAUCAUCUGGAGUGUUUUUGUUUCAGCAAUUAUUCUAACCGCUGCUGGUGGAAAUCUCAUCGUCAUUUGGAUUGUGUCAACUGAUCCGCGCAUGCGUAGUAUCACUAAUUACUUUUUACUGAACCUAGCCGUUUCUGAUACCCUAAUUGCAACUUUAAGUAUGCCGUCAUUAUUUAGUUACAUCGUCACCCAGAACUGGGUAAUGGGUGAGUUUAUGUGCCGACUAGCCCGUUUCAUGGGCACCGUUUCGACUGUGGCUUCUGUGUUAUCCCUCGUUGCUAUUUCCAUAGACCGGUAUCGGGCCAUAGUUCACCCAUUACUGCCCCGCCUCUCUAAAACAUGUAUUGUGUGUAUGAUUAUAUUCAUCUGGAUUGGAGCGAUUUCUUUUGCCAGUCCACAGUUCUUUUACUCUCAACUCAUCACAUUUGGAUACAGUGACGGUGAUAUAACGCAGUGUUAUAUUAUUUGGCCGGAUGGAAUCCAACGAGAGUACGAAUUCUGGUAUAAUGUGACGUCAUUCAGCGUAGUAUACUGCGUACCGUUAUCUGUUCUCGCUAUGUGUUACACCGUCAUAGGAGUAAAACUUUGGCGUAGUGGUGUUCUGGGGGAAUAUAUUCCGAAUCGUGCGAAACACAUCAAAGCAAAACGAAAGGUUGUGAAGAUGAUCAUUGUGGUGAUAGCAGUGUUUGCAACCUGUUGGCUACCUCUUCACAUCUACCAGUUCUUAUCCUUUAUGAGUGACUCUGCCUACCAAAAGAGCUAUUCUCUUCACAUCUACCUUAGUGUCUGGACCCUUGCUAUGAGUAGCUCCAUGUAUAAUCCAUUUAUCUACUGCUGGCUCAAUGACAGGUUUCGAGCUGGCUUUAAGCGUGUAUUCCGCUGUAGUCAAGGCACGUCAGAUACACGACACAGUCAGCGACAGAGCGGAACGCCAAUGUCCCCAACAAGCCGCAUGACGUCAUCAACUGGAUAUCAACGAACCACCAAUGUUCUUGGAGUCAUGUUUGACCCUGCAAUGACUAUGUCCGCGCAAGUUUCAAGCAUCAUCAAGACUGCCAACUUCUACCUCACUAACAUCGGCAGGGCCCGCAGACUACUGACUGUCGACGCAACCAAGCUUGCAGUGUACACUUUGGUCACUUCAAGACUCGACUAUUGCAACAGUCUUCUGAUUGGAAUCAGCCAAAAACUCAAAAGGAGGCUAAAUAAUGUGCAACGAACAGCUGCCAGACUCAUCACAAAGAAACGCAAGUUCGACUCUAUCACCCCGGAACUCAUCACACUACACUGGCUCCCAAUCAAACAAAGGAUCGACUUCAAGGUCAUCGUUUUCAUGUUCAAGGCCUUACAUCAACAAGCCCCUCAUUACAUCAUAGACAUUCUGCAAGUUGGUGCUGAACGGAGACUCCUUCGGUCAAACAGCUCCUGUUCACCAUACUUUGUAGUUCCAAGAACAAGUCACAUCACUUUUGCCGAUAGAGCCUUCUCGGUAUAUGGACCCAAACUCUGGAAUAAACUCCCCAAUCACAUCAGGGACACAACAUCACUCAACACAUUCAAGGCACUUCUU
This is a messenger RNA of Asterias rubens (European starfish), 2424 nucleotides long. RefSeq names its product substance-P receptor-like. Gene Ontology annotation, molecular function: tachykinin receptor activity. Gene Ontology annotation, biological process: G protein-coupled receptor signaling pathway. Lineage: Eukaryota; Metazoa; Echinodermata; Asteroidea; Forcipulatida; Asteriidae. The record is from RefSeq and is a predicted model, not a curated record. The transcript is spliced from 5 exons. The annotation marks the transcript as partial. Gene Ontology annotation, cellular component: plasma membrane.